Messenger RNA from Oryzias latipes (Japanese medaka), 4170 nucleotides. RefSeq names its product dynactin subunit 1. Gene Ontology annotation, cellular component: kinetochore; microtubule associated complex; spindle pole. NCBI's taxonomy places the organism in Eukaryota, Metazoa, Chordata, Actinopteri, Beloniformes, Adrianichthyidae. Gene Ontology annotation, biological process: nuclear migration; establishment of mitotic spindle orientation. The record is from RefSeq and is a predicted model, not a curated record.
GGGGCGCUGGUGCUCACCGUUCUUCUUCGUGUCGUUUGUCGGUCCGGCUAACGGAAGUGACCUGUCAAAAACGACUGCCGGGAUUAGCAGGGCAGGGUCUCAAAAAACUAUUAACAAAGGGUUCAUGUUUGUGUGAAGACUCGUAGCUAAGAAAAGGAUUUCUUUGUGCGGCAGCUGACGAGCCCACUGAUCAGCAAAAUGAGCAGCGCGGGAUCAGUGGAGAGUGGUAAACCUCCAAAGAUCGGCUCCGUAGUGGAGGUGACCGGUAAGGGACAGCGAGGCACUGUAGCCUACAUUGGCACCACCCUCUUUGCCUCGGGCAAAUGGGUGGGGGUCAUCUUGGACGAGCCGAAAGGCAAGAACGACGGAACGGUGCAGGGGAAGCGCUACUUCACCUGCGAGGAGAAUCAUGGCAUCUUCGUCAGGCAGUCUCAGAUCCAAGUGGUGGACGAGGGCUCCGGCUCCACCUCACCAGAAACUCCAGAGUCCACUUUGGCAAAGAUCCUGAAGCAGAAAGAAAUGGCAGAAACUCCCAAAACAACAAAGCAGACGCCAGCAAACCUUAAGAAGUCCUCUACCCGCCGCUCUGCAAAGUGGAGCUUGCCACGCCUGGCUCCAGCCUCCUCCCUGCCCUCUCUAUUGGGUCGGCGCUCCAGCUCCAUGUUGACGGCGUCCCGCGAGAGCCUCUCAUCCUCUCACUCUGGAGACCUCAGCGAGGCCAGCCUCCACUCCCAGCAGGGGGCGCUGGGCGCUCCGGUCGUGCCGCAGCCCAGUGGGUCGCCGGCUGCCGCAGCUCCAGCUACACCGAGCAAAGUGGAGCCUGCCAUGUCCAAGCAGGAGGAAGAAUCGCUUCGAGCUCAGGUCAAAGACCUGGAGGAGAAGCUGGAAACGUUGAAGAUGAAGAGGACGGAGGACAAGGCCAAGCUGAAGGAGCUGGAGAAGCACAAGAUCCAGCUGGAGCAGCUGCAGGAGUGGAAGACCAAGAUGCAGGAGCAGCAAGCAGAGCUGCAGAAACAACUCAAAGAGGCCAAGAAGGAUGCUCGGGAGGCGCAGGAGGCCAAGGAUCGCUACAUGGAGGAGAUGGCGGACACUGCAGACGCGAUAGAGAUGGCCACGCUGGACAAGGAGAUGGCCGAGGAGCGAGCGGAGUCGCUGCAGGUGGAGGUGGAUACGCUGAAGGAGAAGGUGGAGGAGCUCUCCAUGGAUCUGGAGCUGCUCAGACAUGAAAUUUCAGAGAAAGGUUCAGACGGAGCCGCCUCCAGCUAUCAGGUGAAGCAGCUGGAGGAGCAGAACGGCAGACUGAAGGAGGCUUUGGUCAGGAUGCGGGAUCUGUCCGCCUCAGAGAAACAGGAACACGUGAAGCUGCAGAAGCAGAUGGAGAAGAAGAACGCCGAACUGGAGACGCUGAGGACUCAAAAGGAGAAACUUCAGGAGGAGCUCAAGCAAGCGGAGGCCACCAUUGACGAGCUGAAGGAGCAGGUGGAUGCUGCGCUGGGGUCCGAGGAGAUGGUGGAGACGCUGACGGAAAGGAACCUCGACUUAGAGGAGAAAGUCCGAGAGCUGAGAGAAACCGUCACCGAUCUGGAAGCCAUCAACGAGAUGAACGAUGAGCUGCAGGAGAACGCCCGAGAGACGGAGAUGGAGCUGAGGGAGCAGGUGGACCUGAGUGGAGCGAAGGUCCGGGAGGCCGAGAAGAAGGUGGAAGCCGCUCAGGAGACCGUCGCCGACUACCAGCACACCAUCAACAAAUACAGAGAGCUCACCGCCUCGCUACAGGGGGCCAACCGAGAGCUGGUCAGCCAGCAGAGCGCAAACGCAGAGCAGUUUCAGCAGCCAACCGCUGAGCUGUUCGACUUCAAGAUCAAGUUUGCAGAGACCAAGGCCUACGCCAAGGCCAUAGAGAUGGAGCUGAGGAAGAUGGAAGUGGCUCAAGCCAACAGACACGUCUCCCUGCUCACCUCCUUCAUGCCGGACUCCUUCCUGCGGCACGGCGGAGACCACGACUGCAUCCUGGUGCUGCUGCUCAUUCCCAGGCUCAUCUGCAAGGCCGACCUGAUCAGCAAACAGGCGCAGGAGAAGUUUGACCUGAACGGGACCCCGGUGCAGGGCUCGGGGCUCAGGGGGCCUCCAGGAGAGCAGCGCAGCUUUGCCUCUGGACUGGUGUACUCCCUCAGCCUCCUGCAGGCCACCCUGCACCGAUACGAGCAGGCUCUGAACACGUGCAGCGUGGACGUCUUCAAGCGCAUGGGGACGCUCUACUCCGAGAUGAGCUUCCACGAGCGCGCUCUGGAUUAUUUCAUCGACCUGCUGCACAAAGACCAAUUAGACGAGACGGUUCAAGGAGAACCGCUGACCAAAGCCAUCAAGUACUAUCAGCAACUGUACAGUGUUCAUUUGGCGGAUCAAAGCGAGGAUUGCACAGUCCAGCUGGCUGACCACAUCAAGUUCCUGCAGAGCGCCCUGGACUGCAUGGGCGUGGAAGUUGCUCGUCUGCGGGCGUUCCUGGCGGCGGGUCAGGAGAGUUCUGGUUUGGCGGUCCUCCUGAAGGACCUGGACACCUCCUGCUCCGACAUCCGGCAGUUCUGCAAGAAGAUCCGGCGCCGCAUGCCCGGAACCGACGUGGCGGGAGUCCCUGCUGCCCUCAGCUAUGGCGCGCAGGUUUCGGAGACGCUGACUGAGUGCAGGCGGCAGCUGACAUGUGCGGUUGCAGUCCUGCAGGAAGUUGCUGCAACUGGAGCUCAGCUGGUUGCUUCUCUGGGAGAACAGGAAGGCCUGAACGCCCUCAAGCUGGAGGACAUCGUAUGCAAAGCUGUGGAGAAGGUCGGCAGCUCCCAAAGCGUGAAAGGUCCCGAGUUUCUGCGUCAGUCCUGCAGCGCCGUCAUCGCGACCAUGAACAAGAUGUCCACCGCCAUGCAGGAAGGGGAGUAUGACGCUGAGAAGCCUCAGGGACAGGCCCCUCCGGUAGAGGUGAGAGCUUCCACCGUCAGGGCGGAAAUGACCGACGCAGAGGGUCUAGGAGUCAAACUGGAGGACAGAGAAACGGUCAUCAAGGAGCUCAAGAAGUCCCUGAAGAUUAAGGGUGAAGAGCUGAGUGAAGCCAACGUCCGCCUGAGCCUCCUGGAGAAGAAGCUGGACACUUCCACCAAAGACGCAGAUGAUCGGGUGGAGAAGAUUCAGACCAAGCUGGACGAGAACCUCGCCUUGCUCAAGAAGAAGGAGAAGGAGUUUGAGGAGACCAUGGACGCCUUGCAGGCUGACAUCGACCAGCUGGAGGCGGAGAAGGCCGAGCUGAAACUGCGCAUCACUAAUCAGUCGAAGAUGACCAUCGAAGGCCUGAGAGCCCCGCCCACCUCCGGAAUCGCCUCCAUUGUUCAGGGAUCUGCAGGAGAUGCUAACGGUCUCCUGACUCCAGCAGGUCUGGCUCCGCCCAUGCCGGGCGCCAUGCAGGUGGUGGACUCGCCUCUCCUCAGGCAGCAGGUGGAGGCUCAGAGAAUGGGCAUCAAGUUCCUGAAGAAUGAGAACAACAGGCUGAAGGCAGAGAAGAUGAGGGCUCAGCUCGCCUCCCUGCCUCCCCUCUGCCCCCCAAAACUCCCGCUAGCGCCCAGGGACAGCGCCGUGCCCCCAGUGGGGCUGAACACCGUCACCUACCGCAGGACGGACCAGCUGCUGACCACUCUGCUCAGGCUGAGCGCCGAGGUCAAAGUGGUGGACAUCACCGGGAAGACCACAGUCAGUGCCAGUGCCCAGCUGCUGGAGCAGACCGCUCGACUGAAGAAUCUCAGCGACGCUCUGGACAAACUGAAGGGGGAAGUUGCAGAGCACGUGGUUUCACACCAGCCAGGAGCCAGAGCCUCCUCAGACUUUGCCACCUUCCCCAUGUCCUCCUUCGUCAAGGCCAAGGAGAAGCAGGGAGGAACGGUGUUUGUGGGCCGCGUGGGGAUCCCAUGCGCACGUGGACAGGAGCACGUCCACCGCCUGGUCCUGUCUCAGCAGCAGCUCCAGCAGGUCCACCGGCUCCUCGCCAUCUAGAGCCCUCAGGCUCCAUCUUCUCAUCUCCUGUAACCCUUCUGACACUAACAGCAGCCUCCACAGAGUCCACAUCCUGGUUUGUCUUCUUGUAUCUUUUUGUUUUUGUAGAAAUUCUAAAAUAAAUAAAAUCACCUCGCUGUC